GAAUAAGUCAAGUCUUCUUGUAAACUUGAUAAACAUAAAUUCACAGAUGAUUUAUCAACAAUUUUAUAUUUGUGGAGAAAUUCAUAAAUAUUCAGACUGUUUAUCAUCUAAGCAAAUUUAAAAAUAAAUUUCAAAACAGGAAGGUAUUUGAGUGUAUAUAAUGUAGGAGGAAAUCUAUGGAUAUAUUUCAUUAUUGUUGGUUUGGAACAUAUUCAAAGAAAAAUGGUCUCUGAGAUUUCAUGGCAAUUGCUUAAACAAGCUAGUAUACUUGGUUUAGCCCCGGUGUUGUCCAAUGAAGUUGAUCUCAUUGAUUUAUGUACUCAAACGCCUAUAACUGAUGAUAAAAUUAUCAUAAAUGUUAGUGGGGUUCAUUUUGAGCUGACUGAAUCUCUAGUUCAGCGUUAUCCAUCAACACUACUUGGUUCAACUGAACGUGAAUACUUUUAUGAUUCUGUCAAUAAGGAAUACUUCUUCGAUCGUGAUCCUGAAUUAUUUCGAUAUAUUUUAACAUAUUAUCAACAUGGAAAGCUACAUUUUCCGAGGAAUAUGUGCAUAUCAGCAUUCGAAAAUGAAUUGAAAUUUUUCGCUAUUUUAUCAGAUAAUUUAUCCGACUGUUGUUAUGAGAAUUUUAUUGAUCAUUCAAAGGAUAUUGAACAACGUCUUGAAGAUGAUAAAAAGUCAUUUGCACAGAGCAAUAAAUCACUGACUGUAACAAAGAAAACCUUUCGAGAAAAAUUGUGGGCAAUGUUUGAAAAUCCUGAAGAGAAUAGUGUUGCCUAUAUGAUAUAUUAUACAACUGGAUUUUUUAUUAUUAUCUCCGUUCUAUCUAAUAUGGCGGAGACAUUACCUUAUAAUGAUGGUAAACUGAUGGAUACUCAUCCGAUAAGGACAUAUGGUGAUAAAUAUUCAAAUAUAUUUUUCUGUAUAGACACAGCUUGUGUAUUAAUAUUUACUAUUGAAUAUUUGUGCCGGUUGUAUGCUGCACCAUCACGUUUAAAGUACGUACGAUCGAUUAUGGCUAUUAUCGAUUUAACUGCUGUUCUACCCUACUAUAUAAGUCUAGUUGUUCCGGCUGGAUUACAAUUCUCAGGUUCAUUAGUCACACUUAGAGUAUUUCGAGUAUUUCGUAUAUUUAAAUUUUCACGACAUAGUCAAGGUUUACGCAUAUUGGGAUAUACAUUGAAAUCAUGUGCUGAAGAAUUAGGCUUUUUAUUAUUCAGUUUAACAUUGGUUGUGAUUAUAUUUGCUACAGUGAUAUAUUAUAUUGAAAAAUUUGAUGAAAAUUCUACAUUCUAUAGUAUUCCUGAUGCUUCAUGGUAUACUAUUGUUACUAUGACAACGUUGGGAUAUGGUGAUAUGAUACCGUCUACAGUGUUGGGCAAAAUUAUUGGCAGUGUUUGUUCAUUAUGCGGUGUCCUAGUUAUCGCUUUGCCUGUACCUGUAAUUGUAUCGAAUUUCUCACGUAUUUACCAAAGAAAACAGAGAGCGAAUAGACAAGCUAUGAGACGAGCAAUGCGUCCUGCAAAUGAAUUAACGCGAACGCAACAAAUGACAUCAAGUCAAAAGAGAAUCUCAAAAGGAAAAGUAUCAAAUAAUAUGCGAUUAAAAACACUGGCCUAUAGACCAACUUAUAGAGUAUCUCAUAGUAUCAUUGAACACGGAUCUACAACACAAACAACACUUAGAGCAAUGGCUAACUGGUCUAGGAAAAGAAUACGACCAAGAUCCUAAAAAGAAGUAAUAAAAUGAGUUGGAAAGAGAAAAAUGGAUUAGAUUAGAUUAACUGAAUCGAAUAAGAAAUGGUAUGGUAUUACAGAAAUUAAAACAAGUUUGUGGAUUAUUAUUAUAAUUAUUUUGAUAAAGUAAAUAAGAAAAGGAUAAGGGUAACAAAUAUUUCUUCUAUACAUUUCAAUUGUCAGUUGUUGCUUUUUUUUUAAUUGUUGUAUAUAAAACAAGAAUUUGUUUAAAUUUACUCGUCUUUGAUAUUUAAACAAUUUCUGUGUAUAUAAAUAUAUUUCUAAACUUAUUAUUAGCAUUGUUAUUUUUAAAUUAAUCAAUAAUUUUAAACAAAAAGAUGGUAUUCAUUACGGGAUAAGUAAUAAGGAACUCCAUUAAUGAGAAUCUACUACCCAAAAAAUACGUCAAAAAAGGGAGGUUGAAUUGGACACAUGCUGAAAAGACCGCUGAGAGUGACUUCACACGCCAGUCUUCAAGUGGACUCCGAACCGGAAAUGACGAGCUGGCUGUUGCCUCGAGUGUGAUAUGGAGGGAACUGUCUGAGGAGGAGAUGAGAACAGACGGGCGAUCGUGGAUUCAGCUAAAGACGACUUAAUAAAACAGGAUGAAGUAGACAUGUACUGUUGUUGCCGUAUGUUACACCAGGAAUAAUGAAAAUAUAAUAAUAAUUAGCUGAAGAAUUAACGCGCAGUUCAAGCAGUUAGAAAAUUAUUUUGACCCUUAUUUAAGUCACAUGAGUCUUCACUAUUUAUUUAGGCUUUUUGGCAGGAAGUUUUGGAAUCCUUUGAUCGGAGACUAGUCAGUGACUAGUGUAGUGUGUCUAGUCCUUUCUUUGGCACAGACUGAAUUUUACCAGUCAAGUUUGUAAUGCAGCCAGUAUACUAGGUGGCAUGCCAACAUGUUGCACUUCAAAUUGUUGAUAUUAGGUUGUUAGAGGCAGCAAUUCAAAUUUCAACGUGAUGGUGAGCCACCCAGAAUGCUGGCCACAUUGCAAACUUGACUGAAAGAAUUCAGUCUGCAGUAAACAAGGGACUAGAAAUAUGACACUAGUUAGUGUCCAAUCAAAAGUAUCUAAUACAGUCCUACAGCAGGUCAAUCAUGAGUCCGAUAAGCUUAGUGGUAAUGUCUCUGAGGUGCCUCCAAAGCCUCAGGAUGGUCGGGGGUGGGUGUUUUGCGCUGCGGGUUGGCCACCCCU
Messenger RNA from Trichobilharzia regenti, 2932 nucleotides. Lineage: Eukaryota; Metazoa; Platyhelminthes; Trematoda; Strigeidida; Schistosomatidae. The record is from the annotation of a GenBank genome assembly.